ACAUCUUAGAUCUCUCUGUUAAACCUAGCCUAUUUUCCUUCUUCCAUUAUGGCAUCUUCUUCUUCUUCUUCUUCUUCUUCUACUUCUUUCUGGACGUAUGAUGUUUUCCUUAGUUUUAGAGGAGAAGAUACCCGCUACACUUUUACUGACCAUCUCUAUAAGGCCUUGCGUGCAAAAGGAAUUGAGACCUUUAUGGAUUAUCAGCUUAGAAGAGGUGAGUUGAUAACUCCGGCACUUGUUACAGCAAUUGAAGGAUCAAGACAUUCCAUCAUUGUUUUGUCAGAAAACUACGCAUCCUCAAAGUGGUGCCUAGAUGAACUGGUGAAGAUAUUACAGUCCCAAAAUACCAAAGAACGGAGGGCUGUGCCAAUUUUCUACAAUGUGAAUCCGUCAGAUGUUGGAAACCAGAGGGGAAGUUUCGGAAAAGCCUUGGCUGACCAUGAAGAGAAGCUGAAGGCAGACCAUGAGAAGAAGUUGAAGUAUGAUAUGGAGAGGCUGCAGGGAUGGAGGAAGGCUCUCACCCAAGUUGGCAAGAUAUCUGGCUUCACUUCAUCUCGUGAUAAGCCUGAGACUCAGUUUAUUGAAGAAAUUGUCAUGGAUAUUUCCAAAGACUUAAAUUGUGUAUCCUCAAGUGAUAAGAAGAAUCUAAUGGGAAUGAAUUGUUGCAUAAGAGAAUUGGAGUCACUAUUGUGUCUUGAAUCAACUAAAGUUCUUAUGGUAGGAAUUUGGGGUAUGGGCGGCAUUGGCAAGACAACCCUUGCCAGAGUUAUUUAUGAGCGUCUUUUAUGUCAAUUUGAAGGUUAUUGCUUUCUAGAAGGCUUAAAAAGCACAAGUAUGGAUAAUUUAAAAGCAGAACUUCUUUCAAAGGUAUUAGGGGAUAAAAAUAUAAAUAUGGGACUCACUUCAAUAAAGGCAAGACUUCGGUCUAAAAAAGUCCUUGUUGUUAUUGAUGAUGUGAAUCACCAAUCCAUGUUAGAAACAUUAGUAGGGGGACAUGAUUGGUUUGGUCCACAAAGUCGAAUUAUUAUAACAACAAGGGAUAAACAUCUUCUAACUGUGCAAGGUGUUGAUGCAGUAUAUGAAGUACAAAAAUUAGAGGAUGAUAAUGCCAUUCAGCUCUUUAGUCAUUAUGCCUUUAAAAACAAACCUCCUACAAGAGAUGUUAUGAAGCUCUUGGAUCAAAUAACAUCUUAUGCUCAAGGUCUUCCAUUGGCUCUCAAAGUUUUGGGUUGUUCUUUGUGUGAUAGAAAUGCUGACUAUUGGAUGGAUAAGUUGAAUCAAUUGAAAAAAAUCCCUAAUGGGGAAAUUCAAGAAGUGCUUCAAAUAAGUUUUGAUGGAUUAGAGGAUAAUGAGAAAGAGAUAUUUCUAGAUAUUGCAUGUUUCUUUAGAGGAAGAGGCAAAACUUUUGUAAGGAAAAUAUUAGAAAGUUGUGGCUUCUCUGUGGUUAGCGGAAUAGAAAAUCUAAUUGAUAAAUCUCUUAUAACCAUUACUUGGGACGAUAGAUUAGAGAUGCAUGAUUUACUUCAAGAAGUGGGUUGGCAAAUCAUUCGCAAGACUUCUCCUAAAGAGCCUGGCAAACGUAGCAGAUUGUGGGAACAGAAGGAUAUCUCUCAUAUUUUGAAACGGGAAACGGGAGGUCAAGAAGUUGAAGGCAUAUUCUUCGAUUUAUCUGGUUUAAGGGAGAUGAGCUUUACCACUAAAGCCUUUUCCCAGAUGACUAAUCUUAGGUUGCUUGAAAUCUACCGAUCUAACUAUCAAUGUAAAUUGCACAUUUCUGAUGACUUCAAAUUUCAUUACGAUGAGUUGAGGUAUCUGCAUUGGGAUGAAUACCCAUGUGAAUCACUGCCAUCCGAUUUUGAGUCCGAGAAUCUUGUUCACUUCUGCAUGCCUCGUAGCCAUCUUACUCAGCUCUGGAAAGGACAAAAGGUCUUUGGAAACCUCGAAUUUGUGGAUGUCAGUUACUCCCAAUACCUAAAAAAAACUCCCGAUUUUUCAAGAGCCACAAAUCUUGAAGUUUUGGUUCUCAAAGGAUGUACAAAUUUGCGUAAGGUUCACCCAUCCCUUGGAUACUUGAGCAAACUCAUUUUGUUGAAUUUGGAAAACUGCACAAACCUUGAGCAUCUUCCAAGCAUCCGUUGGUUGGUAUCCCUUGAAACCCUUAUUCUCUCGGGUUGCUCAAAGCUAGAGAAGUUACCAGAAGUUCCACAGCAUAUGCCAUAUUUAUCAAAGCUCUGUCUAGAUGGGACUGCUAUAACAGACUUUUCUGGCUGGUCAGAACUUGGAAAUUUUCAAGAGAACUCAGGGAAUUUAGACUCUUUAAAUGAGCUCAAUUCAGAUGAUUCCACCAUAGGACAACUACCUUCUUCCAGUGUUGUCCUGAGAAAUCAUAAUGCAUCUCCUUCGUCUGCGCCUAGAAGAUCACAUUCCAUUCGUCCUCAUUGCACCUUAACCUCACUGACGUAUCUGAACCUUAGUGGAACCUCCAUCAUUCGCCUACCUUGGAACUUGGAACGACUUUUUAUGCUGCAGAGGCUUGAGUUGACAAAUUGCAGAAGGCUUCAAGCACUGCCAGUGCUUCCAUCAAGUAUAGAACGUAUGAAUGCAAGUAACUGCACAUCACUGGAACUCAUCUCCCCUCAGUCAGUUUUCAAACGUUUUGGAGGUUUUCUAUUUGGUAAUUGCUUCAAACUGAGGAACUGUCAUAGUAAGAUGGAGCAUGAUGUACAGAGUGUGGCAUCGCAUGUUGUCCCAGGUGCAUGGAGGUCCACUUAUGCAAGCUGGCAUCCUAACGUUCCGAUCCCGUUCAACACUGUUUUCCCUGGUAGUGAAAUACCGGAUUGGUUCAGGCAUCAUAGCCAAGGGCAUGAAAUAAAUAUAGAGGUACCUCCAGAUUGGUAUAUUAAUAGCAACUUCCUGGGUUUUGCUCUUUCUGCUGUUAUGGCACCGCAGCACUUCCCCCCGUGUUGGUUUAUGUACUGCGACUUGGAUACCCAUGAUCUUAAUUCCAAUUCCCAUCGCAUAUGUUCCUUCGUUGGUUUAAGUACAACUUUCCAACUUUACCGUACACCAAUUAAAUCAGAUCAUGUAUGGCUGGCGUAUGUUCCAUCAUUUUUCAGCUUCAGUUGUGAGAAAUGGAGUCACAUUAAGUUUUCAUUUAGUUCAAGCGGGGGCUGCGCUGUGAAGAGUUGUGGGUUUUGUCCAGUGUACAUUAAAGGUAUCAGUGAUGAAGGGGAUUAUUCCAGUGGAAGUGCCCUUGAUGAGCCAAGAAGGCAUGCAGCCAAACCCUCCCAUAUCUCAUACCAGUAGCGACUACCACAUUCACCAAAGGAACGCUACUGAAAUUGUUCUUGAUGAUCUUCAUGAGAGAGACUUGGUUAAGAAAUCAUAUCCAGAAGCCUUCAUGAGGCCCAACCCAGAGGAAGUGGCCUUGCAGAUGUGAUCAAAUCAGUAUUAUGACAUACCAUCAGGAGAAGCCUUCGUGAGGGGGAACCCAGAGGAACUCUCACAUGACUUGCAUUCCUGGUUCCAGCAAAGGUUUGAGUUCCAACAGUAGUAAGUUGCUCUUGUUUGGGUGUUCAUUACUAUUCUAAGCUUCUUGCUUCUUGCUACCUUUUACCAUUGGGUCCAUUUUGAAUCUCACCACUUCUCGGUUUGUGGUCACUCUUGUUUUUACCAUUGGAAAAAAGAAAAAAAAAAUCCCAUAAUAUUACUGCUUGAUAUUUAUUUUGCUCUCAAAUUAUUAUUUAGUAAUUAAAUGAAAUGUUAUUAAUCCAUGUAUAUAGUUGAUGAUGUAUGUAUGCAGUUCACUAAUCUUAAAAUCCGCAUAUUCUCUUGA
Messenger RNA from Vitis riparia (riverbank grape), 3835 nucleotides. Its product is annotated as disease resistance protein RPV1-like. Bases 49 to 3306 code for a protein of 1085 amino acids. The transcript is spliced from 5 exons. The record is from RefSeq and is a predicted model, not a curated record. NCBI's taxonomy places the organism in Eukaryota, Viridiplantae, Streptophyta, Magnoliopsida, Vitales, Vitaceae. Gene Ontology annotation, molecular function: ADP binding. Gene Ontology annotation, biological process: defense response; signal transduction.